Heterotrigona itama is the source of this 271-nucleotide messenger RNA. Lineage: Eukaryota; Metazoa; Arthropoda; Insecta; Hymenoptera; Apidae. The record is from the annotation of a GenBank genome assembly.
GCCUUACCAUUUUCACAUCACAUUCUGUCGUACGAUUUUGCACCCACCGGGAUUAUAUCUCAUCUGUACUUUGGUAUAUGGAUAUAAAGCCUUUAAUUCAACCGUAUCACCAGAAUGCGGCGCUAGUGUCACUCACCGCAUAAACAGGACUUUGUGGCAGAUGCUCUGAAAUACCGAGAUGGCAAAAAAUCAAUGACUUCUUUAGCACACUCUGGGCUGAGGACGGUGAAGUUGAUCAAGUAGUGAAUGUGGCAAGUGAUAUCAUUAACUA